AUGUCGAUCAUUUCUGCAUUCGUAGAGAGGUGGCAUCGUGACACCAGUAGCUUUCAUCUCCCUAUUGGUGAAAUGACGAUUACUUUGGACGACGUGUCAUCUCUGUUGCAUAUUCCCAUUACCGGUGCAUUCUUCAGUGUUAAUGUAUUUAACAAGGAUGAAGGUGCAAAUAUAUUGGCAGAGCUUCUUGGAGUUAGUCACGGUGUUGCUUAUGCAGAAUUUAAUGUGAUGCGGACAACCACGGUUAGGUAUAGUUGGUUACUUGACGUAUAUCAGCAGCGUUGUCGUGAACAGCGUUGGCAGAUGGCUGCGAGAGCAUUUCUUUUGUUUUUGGUUGGUUGCACACUCUUCAGCGAUAAGAGUGCAUACGCAGUUAGUGUUGCCUAUCUUGAGUGCUUCCGGGACCUUAAUUCUUGCGGGGGAUAUGCAUGGGGUGCAGCUGCUCUUGCUUAUCUUUAUGACAAUCUUCGAGAAGUCAGCAUGCAUCAAACCAGAAUUGUUUCUGGGUAUCUGACACUUUUACAGGCAUGGGUCUAUGAGCAUUUUCCUACAUUAUGUAGAGAUUGUUGUAGACUUUCUGCUAGUUAUGUUGAAGACUAUCCUAGAGCACUUAAAUGGAAGCCUAAAAGGGAUAAGGGUUUGGUUCUUCCAUUUAGGAAAGCUCUUGAUGAGAUUGAUGUUGAUGAGGUCUGUUGGACACCAUAUGAGAACCAUCGACUGAAGCGGCCUUUUGAAGAUGUAUCUUUAUUUCGAGGGUGGAUACGUUGGGGUCCAAAGAUGUAUGCUCAUCUGCCAGACAAAGUAUUGCGGCAAUAUGGUCAUGUCCAAAUCAUUCUUGGCUCACCGUUAGAGGUAGUGGGUCAGACGACCACACCAGAUGAAAUGGAUAUUAUGUUUACGCAAUAUGUUGUGCAUGUAGUGGAUGCUGGCGCAGCUGUGCAGGGACAUGUAGUCUGCUCGAAUGAUUAUAUGGACUGGUUUCGCAGAAUUUAUCAUCCAUACAUCAUUCGUAGAGGACCAGUCCAUGAAGCUGAUGCAGAGCCUACUGAUCAUGCCACUCAUGCAGCUGAUGGCGGCGAUCCUGCUGAUGACACAGUUGACAUAACGCGUCGAGCAAUACAAAUUACUAAAGAGCUGAUUGACCGACAACUGAUAUUACCUGAUGGCAUGCCACUCAUUAAUGAGUUAAUUUUGAUGAUGCGAAGUCAGAGGGGUGGUGGUAGAGAUUGGACGAACACAGUACCAUAUCGUAGAAGAAAUAGAAGGACUUAUGAUUUAUUUAUAACGUUUUGGAACAUGGUAUUUUUGUAA
Molecule: messenger RNA, 1311 nt
Organism: Cicer arietinum (chickpea)
Lineage: Eukaryota; Viridiplantae; Streptophyta; Magnoliopsida; Fabales; Fabaceae
Source: RefSeq, a predicted model, not a curated record